Podospora bellae-mahoneyi is the source of this 486-nucleotide messenger RNA. RefSeq lists its product as uncharacterized. Lineage: Eukaryota; Fungi; Ascomycota; Sordariomycetes; Sordariales; Podosporaceae. The record is from RefSeq and is a predicted model, not a curated record. Bases 1 to 486 code for a protein of 161 amino acids. The transcript has a single exon.
AUGGCACAAAACACUACACCUCAUGAAAGCCCCAAUAUCGACAUGAUUCAUCACGCUUCACUACGGUUGCUAGGCACGAUGCUGCCUGGCCCGAUCGAAGCCUCGUCCAGGGUUUUCCUUCCAGCCAGUCCACAUAACAGUCCAGCAACGGUUACAUUGUCCGCAAAAAGACCUGUUUCUAAACUCCGGACAGCAGUCAUUAAUUGGGGGCAGGAACUGGCUAGCAUUGCUUUUAGUCUUUGCCUGUGGCUUCCAAUAAUCAUCGGUAUAUUGCACGUUUAUGAUGGGCGCCCUCUGGCGGACUGGCCGCUUCCAAUCACACUCAACGCCCUUAUCGCUUUCAUUUCAACUGCCUGUCGGACGCCUUUUAUCUUCUCAUUAGUGCAGGCUCUCGCUCAGCAACGGUGGGAUUGGUAUGAAAGCCCAAGGUCACUUGGCGAUUUUAGUGUUUUUAUGAGGCUUCGAGAGGAAUAUGGGGAAGUGUGA